GCCUUCAGGUUUGCCAGAGGCAAUGAGAUCCUCUACAGCUUGUGCGUCAUCCCUGUCAUGAGCUGGACCAUCUGCACCAUCCUCAAACAGGAGCUUUCCAAGAAGAAAAACCUCGUGGAGUGCUCUAAAGCCACCACGCAGAUGAGCCUGUUUUACCUCUCCUGGUUGAUGCAGUGCAGAGGCAGGGACAACCCGCAGGACCUCCAGCGCUUCCUGCGCAAGCUCUGCCUCUUGGCUGCGGAUGGCAUCUGGAAGCACAAGGUCCUCUUUGAGGAGAAGGAUAUCAAGGCCCAUGGCUUGGAGCAGCCUGAAUUUCUCCCCCUCUUCCUCAACGAGAAGCUCUCAAGGAAAGGUGUAGACUGUGGGAACAUCUACAGCUUCACCCACCUGCACCUCCAGGAG
Egretta garzetta (little egret) is the source of this 402-nucleotide messenger RNA. RefSeq names its product NACHT, LRR and PYD domains-containing protein 3-like. The annotation marks the transcript as partial. The record is from RefSeq and is a predicted model, not a curated record. NCBI's taxonomy places the organism in Eukaryota, Metazoa, Chordata, Aves, Pelecaniformes, Ardeidae. The transcript has a single exon. Gene Ontology annotation, cellular component: cytoplasm.